Thermochaetoides thermophila DSM 1495 is the source of this 1110-nucleotide messenger RNA. RefSeq lists its product as uncharacterized. NCBI's taxonomy places the organism in Eukaryota, Fungi, Ascomycota, Sordariomycetes, Sordariales, Chaetomiaceae. The record is from RefSeq and is a predicted model, not a curated record. The transcript has a single exon. The coding region runs from base 1 to 1110 and encodes 369 amino acids.
AUGUCGCGACCGCUACGGCUGCCACAUCCCCAGACGACGCUGCACCUCUACAGACAUCUGCUGCGCGAAUCGUCCUAUCUGCCCUGGCUCGUCCGCAAACAAGUCGAUAUCCAAAUUAAGGAGCGCUUCCGCAAACACCAGAAGGACGACGUCAACCAUGAACUGACAAAAAAGCGCAUCAAAGAUGCCCACAAGGAGCUGCGCCGUAUGAGGGCUGCCAACGCCGGAGACAUGCCUCGCAUGCGGCGCAUCAUGCUGCUAGCAUUUGGCCGAACAGGAAGGCGACGACGUCAGCUGGUCAAGGAAUUACUUGCGCCCGAAAUUGCGACCACCAACGAGGAGCUGGAGAAGCAUAUGGCCGAGACGGCAACCAUUAUGAAGGAGAACCGCAAGGUCGACUGGCUUGACAAGUGGGAUACUGAGAAGCUCGGGAAGUACGCACGAAUGCAGGCCUCCGUUAGUCUGCAUGAUAUCCCAAAGCCAGAGUUGUCGGCGAAGCAGAUCAAUCCGGCGCUUUUCAUCCCCAAGGAGAAUUCCUGGGGCAAGCCUCUCACUCCUCAGUUGUAUCGAACAAAGCUGAAAAAGAUGUGGAAGCUUGCGGCCGACAAGAUCAUGCCGCCACUCCCAAAGGAAGAGUUUGAGAUGCUAGGCGCGCUUGCACAGGGCAAGAUUCGUGACCCCAAGCUGCUGCUGCCCCCACCUCGGCGGCCAGUUGCCCAGCCUUUGGAUGGAGAGAUAUUCCCACCGCGAACAUGGAAUUGGCAGGACUAUGCAGUCAAACCGGUUGCUAUCGUGGAGAAGGCGGCAAAUCGACGCAACAAGCUGCUCACUGGGGCAGUCGACGAACACUCCCCAGUGUUCGACCCACAGCCUCUCAGCUGCCACAAGUACACGAUGCGUAGUUGGCGGCGCCUCUAUCAGAGCAUAUGGCAGCUCUGCUCUACGAUUGAAAAAGGCGACGACAAGUCGUUCAAAGUGGUCUGGGGCAGUCCCGACUUCAUGCCGCCAAGGCCUUCAAUGGGUGAACUUGAGUUCUUUAGAGACUUCCCCGUGCCAGAGAAGCAGAGCAAAAAGCAGCGGAGAGCUCAGCCCCAGCCAAUGCCACAAUAA